Molecule: messenger RNA, 2402 nt
Organism: Daphnia carinata
Lineage: Eukaryota; Metazoa; Arthropoda; Branchiopoda; Diplostraca; Daphniidae
Product: ABC transporter G family member 20-like
Exons: 11
Cellular component (GO): membrane
Molecular function (GO): ABC-type transporter activity; ATP hydrolysis activity; ATP binding
Source: RefSeq, a predicted model, not a curated record
CUAAAGCAAAACCAGAAAUGCUUGCUUCAUCGCACCAUCUCGAUGGUGACAAUGGCACAGCAGUGUUAGUUCGCAACGCCAUUAAAAGCUAUGGAACAGGGAAGAAACGUAGUGCCGUACUCGCUGGAUUCGACAUGAACGUUCAAAGAGGAACCAUAUAUGGAUUGUUGGGAUCCAGCGGAUGCGGUAAGACGACCCUGUUGAGCUGCCUGGUUGGACGUCGUAGUUUAAACAGUGGGGAAGUGCUCGUCUUUGGUAAUAAACCAGGCACUCCGGAGAGCGGGAUCCCUGGCCCGCGGGUCGGUUACAUGCCCCAGGAACUGGCAUUGUACGGAGACUUCACCAUCAAAGAGACGCUGCAAUAUUUCGGACGCAUUUACAACCUGCGAAAGGCGUUUGUCAAAGAACAGUUAGAAUUUCUUUCCAAGCUGCUGGAUCUCCCACCGAGCGAUCGUUACGUCAAGACGCUCAGUGGUGGUCAGAAGCGACGAGUCUCAUUCGCAGUGGCUUUGUUCCACGAGCCUGAAUUGCUCAUCUUAGACGAACCAACUGUUGGCGUCGAUCCCUUACUCAGACGCAGUAUUUGGGAUCAUCUCCUCCGGCAGAGUGUCGAUCAUGGAAAGACGGUCAUUGUAACAACCCACUACAUCGAAGAAGCCCGACAAGCCAAUACGAUUGGGAUGAUGCGUUCUGGUCGUUUGCUUGCUGAAGAAUCGCCAGAAAAAUUGUUGAAUCAUUACAGACUUUCGUCUUUGGAAGAUGUGUUCUUAAAACUCUGCAUCGAAGGUAAUAGCAAUCAUCCAGCCGAUCAAUUUAACGAGUCGCUGUCGAUUGUCACGCCUUCCGACGAAAUCGGCCUGCCCCAACAGUCUGUGGAAGGUCACGACAACACGUCCUUCGAUCGUAACAAUCGAAUCGAUGUCUCUCAAGGAAACAUUGACCAACAGCGGUGCAAUAAUAACCAACAACUUCCCGUCAUCCACACCGAUCAUUGGGAUGUAAGAGAUGCGCAUCGGUUUUCAUUUUAUUUGGCUCAAUAAUUCUUUCGCUAUUGUUCUAUCCAGGACCGCAAAGCAACAAGCUAUUCGUGCAAAUCUAGCGGAUAUGCAAAUAGGGCGAGGCAAAGAAAGUGCCGAAAUCAAACCGUGCCAUUGCCUUCUUUGCAUCGCCUUGACGCCCUUAUUCGCAAGAAUUAUUUGAUAUCAUUUAGGAAUAUUGGGAUAUUUUUAUUCAUCUACUUGUUGCCUGCCUUCCAAGCCACCAUUUUCAAUGUGACGCUGGGACACGAACCGAAGGAUCUCAAGAUGGCUAUUGUUAAUGACGAAUUGAAUUCCAGACAAGGCCAGAUCUGCAAUUAUACGACUGACUGUUCGUAUUCGAUGCUGAGCUGCCGCUAUCUUCGAUACGUAAAUAAGAAUAUCAUUCAGGUUCCUUUUGACAAUGUUUCGAGUGCUAUGGAAGCAGGGAAAAAUGGACACGUUUGGGGUGUGGUCCAUUUCGGACGUAAUUUCACGGAAGAAUUCGAACUCCGGCAAAUGGAAGGCGAUUCCGCGACUAUGGAAAAUAUAAUGCGCAGUCGCAUCAGCGUCAACAUGGAUUCUUCAAAUCAACAGAUUGACGUAUUUAUCGAAAAAUGGCUGAUGGAAGCCUUUCGGGAUUUCUUGCAAAAUUUUAUGAAGUCUUGCCAGUACGAGCCAGAGGCGGGUUACAUUCCUAUCGUGUUCCUAGAUCCUGUUUACGGUAAAAAAGAUACUCCAUUCACGGAAUUCAUGGCUCCCGGUCUUAUUAUCUCGAUCGUUUACUUCAUGGCUGUUUCGUUAACCGCUGGAGUCUUCGUUGCCGAAAGGAAACAGGGCCUUCUCGAUCGCAGUUUAGUGGCUGGUGUAACGAUGACCGAAAUCCUAGUCGGUCAUUUAUUCAACAUGUUCACUAUAAUCAUGGGUCAAACGGGCUUCGUUUUCUUGUGCAUGUUGGUGAUCUUCAACAUCCCAUGCCAAGGCAAUGUAGCGUUAGCAGUGUUCAUUACUUGUCUCCAGGGAUUUGUUGGCAUGUGUUUUGGUCUACUGAUAACAACGGCAUGCGAUGAUGAAGCAACAGCCCUGAAUCUUUCGCAGGCCAGUUUCAUUCCGCUGUUGGUUAUGGGUGGCAUUUGUUGGCCCAUCGAAGGCAUGCCGUACUAUCUCAGGUAUGUCGCUUACUCCAUGCCGGUGACGUACGCUAUUGAAUCGUUGAGAUCCAUUUUCUCACGAGGGUGGGGCAUCGAAGAAGUUGACGUGUACGCCGGAAUUCUGAUCAGCAUCGCGUGGAUUUUUGCAUUGUUGAUUUUGAGUUUGAUUGUGGUCCGCACACGAAAGUAUUCCAGUUGAAAGAUUUCAGCUUCGUGUUAUCGUUUUCAAUCGUCU